Molecule: messenger RNA, 4295 nt
Organism: Rana temporaria (common frog)
Lineage: Eukaryota; Metazoa; Chordata; Amphibia; Anura; Ranidae
Gene: ADAMTS5
Product: ADAM metallopeptidase with thrombospondin type 1 motif 5
Exons: 8
Coding region: 25-2688 (887 amino acids)
Biological process (GO): proteolysis; extracellular matrix organization
Molecular function (GO): zinc ion binding; metalloendopeptidase activity
Source: RefSeq, a predicted model, not a curated record
AGGGAGGAGGAGUAGGGGGGGACAAUGGUGCUGAACCUGCUGAUAUUGCUGCUUGCUGAGUUGCACUUUGCUGCUGCUCUUUCCAAUAGGACCGCAGCCUCCAGCUUGGUGGAUUCACCUGCUUCUUCUUCUCCUAAGCAUCACCAGGAUCAUCAGAGGAGGAGCGGCAUCGUGCAGAACAUUGACCAGAUCUACGCGGCUGGGGGCAAGGUGGGCUACAUCCUUUAUGCCGACGGCAAGAAGUUCAUCCUGGACUUGGAAAAGGACGACCUCCUGCUGUCCCCCCACUUCAGCACCAGGUACCUGGGACGCCUGCAUCCUCAGCAUCGCUUCCACAAGCACUGUUUCUACAGGGGGACAGUGGACAACAGCCCCCAGUCCUUGGCUGUCUUCAACCUGUGCGGGGGGCUGGAUGGAUUCUUUGCGGUCAAGCAUGCCCAUUAUACUAUUAAGCCCCUGAUCAAGGGGCAGGCUGGUGUGGGGCAGGUGUACAGAGAUGCCUCCGAGAGGAUUCUGCAUGUCUUCAUCAAGGAUCGCUUUAGCUUUGAGAUGGUACCCAGCAGAGCUAGCUGCGAGACUCAUGGCAAGCAUCUCCAUAGACAUGGAGGCAAGGGCAUGGUCAGGUGGGGGGGCACUGCUAGAGCCAACCAGACCUCUGAUGGGGCACUGCUGAAGAGCCGGAGAAAGAGGUCCAUUUCCAAGUCCAGGUAUGUGGAGCUCUUGCUGGUGGCUGAUGAGUCCAUGUCCAAGAAGUAUGGGAAGGACCUCCACCACUACCUGCUGACCUUGGCAUCCAUCGCUUCCAGGCUCUACAGUCAUCCCAGCAUUGAGAACCACAUUAGAUUGGCAGUGGUGAAGGUGGUGAUGAUCACUGACAAGGACAAGGGACCUGAGGUCAGCAAGAACGCUGCCACCUCUCUGAAGAACUUCUGCAAGUGGCAGCACCAGCACAACCAGCUGGAUGAUGAGCAUGACCAGCACUACGAUGCAGCGAUCCUCUUCACCAGAGAGGAUUUAUGUGGGCACCAUUCAUGUGAUACCCUGGGAAUGGCAGACGUGGGGACCGUAUGCUCGCCGGAGCGCAGCUGUGCGGUAAUUGAAGAUGACGGCCUCCAUGCAGCUUUCACCGUCGCUCAUGAAAUUGGACAUCUCCUUGGGCUGUCCCAUGAUGAUUCUAAAUUCUGCGAGGAGAACUUUGGCACCCUUGAAGAUAAACGUCUGAUGUCAUCCGUUCUGACGAGCAUUGAUGCCUCCAAACCAUGGUCAAAGUGCACCUCGGCCACCAUCACUGAUUUCUUGGACGACGGCCAUGGAAACUGUCUGCUAGAUCAACCGAGAAAUCAGAUUCUGGGACCAGAGGAGCUUCCCGGACAGAGUUAUGAUGCUGUUCGUCAAUGCAAACUUGCCUUUGGGCCGACAUAUACCGUGUGUCCUGGGAUGGAUGUCUGCUCACGUCUAUGGUGUGCGGUUGUUCGUCAAGGUCAGAUGGUGUGUUUAACCAAGAAGCUGCCUGCGGUAGAGGGAACACCUUGUGGAAAAGGGAGAAUAUGUCUGAAUGGGAAGUGCGUUGAUAAAACCAAAAAGAAGUUCUACUCGAUUUCCAGUCAUGGAAACUGGGGGUCCUGGGGACCAUGGGGCCAGUGUUCCCGUACAUGUGGAGGAGGAGUGCAAUUUGCUUAUCGUCACUGUAAUGAUCCUGCCCCAAGAAACAGCGGAAGAUACUGCACAGGGAAGCGUGCAAUCAACCGGUCGUGCAAUGUUAAUUCUUGUCCAUCUAAUGCUAAAUCAUUCCGGCAGCAGCAGUGUGAAGCCAGGAACGGUUAUCAGACCGAUGCAAAAGGUGUGAAAACAUAUGUUGAGUGGGUUCCUAAGUACGCAGGAAUACAGGCGGGAGAUGUCUGCAAACUUAUAUGUCAAGCCAAAGGAACUGGAUAUUAUGUUGUCUUUUCCCAAAAGGUUACCGAUGGCACUGAAUGUAGGCCUUAUAGCCAUUCUGUCUGUGUUAAAGGGAAAUGUAUACGUACUGGAUGUGAUGGAAUUAUAGGGUCCAAGCUGCAAUUUGACAAAUGUGGAGUGUGCGGAGGAGACAAUUCCAGCUGUACUAAAGUAAUGGGCACCUUUACAACAAAGAGCAAAGGCUACACGGAUAUUGUAAAGAUCCCAGAGGGAGCUACCCACAUCAAAGUGAAACAAUACAAGGCCAAAGAUCAGACCAAGUUUACAGCUUACAUGGCAUUAAAAAAGAAGACAGGAGAGUAUAUCAUCAAUGGGAAAUACAUGAUCUCUACUUCUGAGACCAUCAUGGAAACUAAUGGUUUUGCCAUGAACUAUAGUGGUUGGAGCCAUGUCGAGGAUUCCUUCCAUAGUAUGGGCCAUUCAGCCACCAAGGAGGUGAUCAUCGUACAGAUUCUAGCUACUGAUGUCAGUAAACCAAUAGAUGUACGUUACAGCUUCUUUGUACCAGCCAAACAAAGUACCACCACAAACACCAUAAACAAUAAUGUUGUUCCCCAGAGUAACCAACCACAGUGGGUGACCGGCCCAUGGCUUUCCUGCUCUAGAACAUGUGACACAGGCUGGCACACCAGAACUGUCCAAUGCCAAGAUGGACAAGGAAAGCUGGCAAAGGGAUGUCUACUUUCUCAAAGACCAUCGGCAUUUAAGCAAUGCUUACUCAAGAAGUGUUAACCAAAGGAUAAACUUUGUCUUCAAUGACACAGUUCUAACUACUGUGUAUAAGUAGAUCUAGCAAGACAGAUGUUAAGGUUUAGUUAAGGUUUUGUAUGGGCUGUCCCGAAACAAUGUAAGGGCUCUAUGGAAUACGGGCCUCAAAGGGAGAUAUCCUUUAAGACAAAUAAACUCGGGCUGUCCAGCAAACCUCGAAAGUCAGCGUAGAACCUCAGCAAGUAGGUGAUGGUUUGGAAACAGGUUUUGUUCAUGUCACAUCGACAUCACCUACCUCUAGAGAAGAAAGCCUUCAAGAACAUCUGCUAACGUAUACUUUUGGAUGGCAUGUAGGUUAUAUUUGUGGUGUUUUGUAAAUACUUGUCAAUUGGUGUGUCACUUUACAUGUCACUUGCUUCUUCUGUUAAGCAGAGUGAUUGACCAAAGUAGAUCUGUAGCUGAGUUAACUAUUGCCAUUUGUUUCAGAAAACAGCUGCAGGUUUUUACUGGAAAAACAGAGCUUGCUGCUCUUCAUUAGCCCAAUGUUUUUGUUUUUACCCUUCUGGUUUUUUGAGUUUUUGCCGACCAGCUUGUGUUAUCUUUAGACAUUUGUUUACAAAUUGUAACAACCAAUCGAAAUGAAAGGUACAGGCAUCGGUUUUAGUUUAAAAAACAAAACAAAUGUAAAGGGCAUCGACGUUUUAAUUUCCAAAACAGAAGCGAUCAAACGAGUGUUAGGCAAUAUGACAUUCUCUCUGUCUGGACACAUUAUUUUUUUAUUAUUUCAAAAGGUUAUUUUUCUGUGUAAAUAUGGCUAGAGGAAAUAAAAAAAAAAAAUACUUUGAGAGCUCAGGUGCUCAAGGUAGUGUAUAUAAUUUUUAGAGGUAAUCUUAUAUACCUUUAUCGAAAAGACAGUCCUAUAUUAUUAUAGGUUAUUGUAUUAUGAACAGGGCUUGCUGGUCACAGUCAACAGCUGCCUGAUCUAUUCUAUAUAAAAAGGCUGUACAAUCAAUAGAAACAAAGUCUCCAUGAAAACAAAGCAGUUUCUCUGUGUAAUAUAUUUCUUCAUGUACUGAGCUUAAAACUAAUAUAAGGUGCUAUCAGCUACUUGGAGACAUAUAUUUUCAGUGAAUAGCUUUUUUUUUUAAAUUGAAUAGAUAAAGAGUGAUGUGCAAAGGGCAAUCAACAACAGAAACAGUUUAGCAAUUGAUCUGCUUUAAACUGAUUCAAUCUGGUUGCAAAACUGUGCACAUCAAUGACCAUUGUAUUGCCUUAUUUAAUUAAAAUGUAUCUAUGGGUAAAAUCAAAAAUGACAUAUAUGAUGUAGUCUGUCAGUAGCAUCAAUACAACGGUUAUUCAUUUUCUGAGUACCUGGUAAUGUGUUUCUUAAUACCCGUUGCUCCUGCAAGUGGAUCUGUUUUUUUUUUUCUCUUCUUGUAACAAAUCAAGAUGUCCAGCAAAAGUGGCAGUUUUUUUUCCCCGGGUAUCGCUAUGACCCUCGAGGCCGAAAGUGAUUUCAUGACAUCACUUCCAGCACUUUUAUUACUGAAAAGCCUGAGAUUUUUUUCUUUCCUUUAUCUCAGGCUUUCCACCAUAGAGGAGAGAUGUGGCGACUUAUAGACCCCAUAUCU